AAGAAGAAAAUUUUCCUGCCUUCCAAACACAGAUGCACAUCAAGAUGUGGGUCUUCUGCUUGAUCCUUUUCUGGGGGUGUUGUGGUGUGCUCAUAGUACCCACGUUGGAGUCAACAACAGGAGGUGUGAAUGAGUGUGCAAACACCACUGUAUGCCCAGCUUAUGCCACCUGCACUGACACUAUUGAGAGUUACUACUGCACUUGCAAACAAGGCUUCCUGUCCAGCAACAGACAAAGGAACUUCAGGGGCCCAGGUGUGGAAUGCAAAGAUGUAGAUGAAUGUUCUAAAAGUCCCCCUGCUUGUGGACCUAACUCAAAAUGCACCAACAUGAAGGGGAGAUACAAGUGCAGCUGUUUGCCUGGUUUCUCUUCUCCCACUGGAAAUGGAUGGAUCUCAGGAAAGCCAGGCCAUUUUGCCUGUUCAGAUGUGGAUGAAUGUGCAAAUCCCAGAGCUUGCCCAGAGCGUGCCAGUUGCCAUAAUUCUCUUGGAAGUUACUCUUGUUCCUGCAACCCAGGAUUUGCAUCCAUCAGUGGAAAGUUGAGUUUGCAGGGUUCAGGAGGGAGGUGUGAAGACAUUGAUGAGUGCUCCCAAGAUCCAUCACCAUGUGGGCCAAAUUCCAUCUGCACUAAUGUCCUGGGAUCCUACAGCUGUAAAUGCACCAUGGGUUUUCAUCCUAAUCCACAAGGCUCCUGGAAAGAUGGCAACUUCAGCUGCAUAAGUGUGAAUGAGUGUGCAGACACCACUGUAUGCCCAGCUUAUGCCACCUGCACUGACACUACUGAGAGUUACUACUGCACCUGCAAACAAGGCUUCCUGUCCAGCAACAGACAAAGGAACUUCAGGGGCCCAGGGGUGGAAUGCAAAGAUGUAGAUGAAUGUUCUCAAAGUCCCCCAGUUUGUGGACCUAACUCAAAAUGCACCAACAUGAAGGGGAGAUACAAGUGCAGCUGUUUGCUUGGUUUCUCUUCUCCCACUGGAAAUGGAUGGAUCUCAGGAAAGCCAGGCCGUUUUGCCUGUUCAGAUGUGGAUGAAUGUGCCAAUCCCAGAGCUUGCCCAGAGCAUGCCAGUUGCCAUAAUUCUCUCGGAAGCUACUCUUGUUCCUGCAACCCAGGAUUUGCAUCCAUCAGUGGAGAGCUGAGUUUCCAGGGUCCAGGAGGGAGGUGUCAAGAUAUUGAUGAAUGCUCCCAAGUUCCAUCACCAUGUGGGCCAAAUUCCAUCUGCACUAAUGUCUUGGGAUCCUACAGCUGUAAAUGCACCAUGGGAUUUCAUCCCAAUCCAGAAGGCUCCUGGAAAGAUGGCAACUUCAGCUGCAUAAGUGUGAAUGAGUGUGCAGACACCACUGUAUGCCCAGCUUAUGCCACCUGCACUGACACUUUUGAGAGUUACUACUGCACCUGCAAACAAGGCUUCCUGUCCAGCAACAGACAAAGGAACUUCAGGGGCCCAGGUGUGGAAUGCAAAGAUGUAGAUGAAUGUUCUCAAAGUCCCCCACCUUGUGGUCCUAACUCGAAUUGCACCAACCUGAAGGGGAGAUACAAGUGCAGCUGUUUGCCUGGUUUCUCUUCUCCCACUGGGAAUGGCUGGAUCUCAGGAAAGCCAGGCCGUUUUGCUUGUUCAGAUGUAGAUGAAUGUGCCAAUCCCAGAGCUUGCCCAGAGCAUGCCAGUUGCCAGAAUUCAGUUGGAAGUUACUCUUGUUCCUGCAACCCAGGAUUUGCAUCCAUCGGUGGGAAGUUGAGUUUCCAGGGUUCAGGAGGGAGGUGUGAAGACAUUGAUGAGUGCUCCCAAGAUCCAUCACCAUGUGGGCCAAAUUCCAUCUGCACUAAUGUCCUGGGAUCCUACAGCUGUAAAUGCACCAUGGGUUUUCAUCCUAAUCCACAAGGCUCCUGGAAAGAUGGCAACUUCAGCUGCAUAAAUGUAGAUGAAUGUUCUCAAAGUCCCCCACCUUGUGGACCAAACUCGAGUUGCACCAACCUGAUGGGGAGAUACAAGUGCAGCUGUUUGCCUGGUUUCUCUUCUCCCACUGGAAAUGGCUGGAUCCCAGGAAAGCCAGGCCGUUUUGCCUGUUCAGAUGUAGAUGAAUGUGCCAAUCCCAGAGCUUGCCCAGAGCAUGCCAGUUGCCAUAAUUCUCUUGGAAGCUACUCUUGCUCCUGCAACCCAGGAUUUGCAUCCAUCAGUGGAAAGUUGAGUUUUCAGGGUCCAAGAUGGAGGUGUGAAGAUGUAGAUGAAUGUUCUCAAAGUCCCCCACCUUGUGGACCAAACUCGAAUUGCACCAACCUGAUGGGGAGAUACAAGUGCAGCUGUUUGCCUGGUUUCUCUUCUCCCACUGGGAAUGGCUGGAUCUCAGGAAAGCCAGGCCGUUUUGCCUGUUCAGAUGUGGAUGAAUGUGCCAAUCCCAGAGCUUGCCCAGAGCAUGCCGGUUGCCACAAUUCGGUUGGAAGUUACUCUUGUUCCUGCAACCCAGGAUUUGCAUCCAUCAGUGGAAAUUUGAGUUUCCAGGGUUCCGGAGGGAGGUGUGAAGAUGUAGAUGAAUGUUCUCAAAGUCCCCCACCUUGUGGACCAAACUCGAAUUGCACCAACCUGAUGGGGAGAUACAAGUGCAGCUGUUUGCCUGGUUUCUCUUCUCCCACUGGGAAUGGCUGGAUCUCAGGAAAGCCAGGCCGUUUUGCCUGUUCAGAUGUGGAUGAAUGUGCCAAUCCCAGAGCUUGCCCAGAGCAUGCCGGUUGCCACAAUUCAGUUGGAAGUUACUCUUGUUCCUGCAACCCAGGAUUUGCAUCCAUCAGUGGAAAUUUGAGUUUCCAGGGUUCCGGAGGGAGGUGUGAAGGUAGGUGGAGGCACCUGUCGGGAACUCAGGUUCAAGGCUCUUUGCAAAAUCAGAAGUAUGUGGUGAGGGUCCAACCUGGCUGA
Molecule: messenger RNA, 2906 nt
Organism: Choloepus didactylus (southern two-toed sloth)
Lineage: Eukaryota; Metazoa; Chordata; Mammalia; Pilosa; Megalonychidae
Product: fibrillin-1-like
Exons: 20
Coding region: 33-2906 (957 amino acids)
Molecular function (GO): calcium ion binding
Source: RefSeq, a predicted model, not a curated record